AUGCUCCCUUCUCUUUUAGAGUUAACCUUGGAGAAUUGUCAACUUGAAAACAUCUAUCCAUUUCUUCAGUAUGCUAAUUUUACUUCACUCCAAGUUUUAAAUCUAGCUGGAAAUGAUUUUGUAUCUGAGUUGCCUAGUUGGUUAUUCAAUCUUAGUUGUGACAUCUCUCACAUUGACCUUAGCCAAAAUCGCAUAAAUAGCCAACUCCCUGAAAGAUUUCCAAAUUUUAGAAGUAUUCAAACGUUGUUUUUAUCUGAUAAUUAUCUCAAAGGACCUAUUCCAAAUUGGCUUGGACAACUUGAAGAACUAAAAGAACUUGAUCUUUCUCAUAAUUCUUUUUCUGGUCCAAUCCCAGAAGGCUUGGGAAAUCUAUCAUCCUUGAUUAAUCUGAUACUUGAGUCAAAUGAGUUGAAUGGCAAUCUUCCAGACAAUCUCGGGCAUCUCUUCAACUUGGAAACACUUGCAGUUUCAAAAAAUUCCUUGACUGGAAUUGUGUCUGAAAGAAAUUUACGUUCAUUAACAAAUUUGAAGAGCUUUUCCUUGGGUUCACCUGCUCUGGUCUAUGAUUUUGAUCCUGAAUGGGUCCCUCCUUUUCAACUUGUAAGUAUUUCAUUGGGCUAUGUGAGAGACAAACUUCCGGCAUGGCUAUUCACACAGAGUUCUCUAACUGAUCUAAAGAUUUUAGACUCAACUGCUUCAUUUGAACCUCUUGACAAGUUUUGGAACUUUGCUACUCAACUUGAAUAUUUCGUUUUGGUAAACAACACAAUCAAUGGAGACAUAUCAAAUGUGUUGCUAAGCUCAAAAUUGGUUUGGUUAGAUUCCAAUAAUUUAAGAGGUGGCAUGCCUCGUAUAUCACCAGAAGUGCGUGUUUUGCGUAUAUAUAAUAACUCAUUGUCUGGAUCUAUUUCUCCUCUCUUGUGUGACAACAUGAAAAAUAAAAGCAAUUUAGUGUACUUGGGGAUGGGUUAUAAUCAUUUUUCUGGAGAACUCACAGAUUGUUGGAAUAAUUGGAAAUCAUUGGUUCUUAUUGAUUUUGGAUACAACAACCUAACAGGCAACAUUCCUCACUCCAUGGGCUCCUUGUCUAACCUUCGUUUUGUAUAUCUGGAAAGCAACAAGUUAUUUGGGGAGGUACCUUUUUCACUAAAAAAUUGCCAGAAUCUUUGGAUACUUGAUAUUGGUGACAAUAAUCUUUCUGGAGUUAUACCAAGCUGGUGGGGUCAGAGUGUGAGAGGUCUUAAAUUGAGAUCCAAUCAAUUCAGUGGCAACAUUCCCACACAGCUAUGCCAACUUGGUUCCUUAAUGGUGAUGGAUUUUGCAAGCAAUAGAUUAUCAGGACCAAUACCUAAUUGCUUACAUAACUUCACAGCCAUGCUUUUUAGUAAUGCUUCAACUUAUAAAGUUGGCUUUACUGUUCAAUCACCAGAUUUCUCGGUAAGCAUUGCAUGUGGUAUAAGGAUGUUUAUAAAAGGCAAAGAAUUAAAUCGUGUUUAUUUGAUGAAUGACAUUGAUCUCUCGAAUAACAACUUGUCUGGAAGUGUGCCUUUGGAGAUUUAUAUGCUGACUGGAUUACAAUCCUUGAAUUUGUCCCAUAAUCAAUUAAUGGGAACAAUACCACAAGAGAUAGGCAACUUGAAACAAUUGGAGGCCAUUGAUCUCUCAAGAAAUCAAUUCUCGGGAGAAAUUCCUGUGUCCUUGUCUGCCUUGCAUUACCUUUCAGUCUUGAAUUUGUCGUUCAACAAUUUAAUGGGCAAAAUCCCAUCAGGGACCCAACUUGGUUCAACAGACCUUAGCUAUAUUGGCAAUUCUGACCUCUGUGGACCUCCGCUUACAAAGAUAUGCCCACAAGAUGAAAAAUCUCACAAUAUUACAAAACCCGUGAGAGAAGAAGAUGAUGAUGAUGAUAAAUCUGAAGUAUAUUCCUGGUUCUACAUGGGCAUGGGAAUUGGAUUUGCUGUAGGAUUUUGGGGAGUUUUUGGAACCAUUUUGUUCAACAGGAGAUGUAGGCAUGUUUAUUUUAGAUUUCUGCACCGAAUGUACGACUUUGUGAUUCGAAAGAUGACCUCCAUCUACUGA
Glycine soja is the source of this 2079-nucleotide messenger RNA. RefSeq names its product receptor-like protein EIX2. The coding region runs from base 1 to 2079 and encodes 692 amino acids. Gene Ontology annotation, molecular function: protein binding. NCBI's taxonomy places the organism in Eukaryota, Viridiplantae, Streptophyta, Magnoliopsida, Fabales, Fabaceae. The record is from RefSeq and is a predicted model, not a curated record. The transcript has a single exon.